GAUCCUCCCUUGAUCCUCCUUGUGUUCACAAACCAACAUACUCUCCCUUUUAUCUCUCUCUCUCUCUGCCUCUCCCCCACAACAACUACAAAGGAAGCUAGAAACCAAACACUCUCUUUUACUCUUAUUUAUUCCUACAUACACAAACCAAAAACCACCUUGCUCUCUAUUUUAUCAUAUGAUCAUAUCUAUAUCUUAAAAAACAUUGCUUUUCAAUUACUUAUUUUAUUAAUUAACAAUGGCUUCACCAUCUGAACUAGGCUUGGAUUGCAAGCCACAUAGCUACUCCAUGUUACUCAAAUCAGUUGGAGAACAAACUGAUCAAACCUACAAACUCGAAGAAUUUCUUUCUCGCUUAGAAGAAGAACGUCUCAAAAUCGACGCUUUCAAGCGCGAACUUCCACUUUGCAUGCAACUUCUCACAAACGCUAUGGAAGCAUCAAAGCAACAACUUCAAGCUUUCAAAGUGAAUCAAGGAAAUACAACAAAACCAAUUCUUGAAGAGUUCAUACCAGUGAAGCAAUUAAUAACUUCAUCGGAAAGUAUCGAAAAAACAACAAAUAACAAUGUAUGUGAUAAGGCGAAUUGGAUGACAAGUGCACAACUAUGGAGUCAAACAAGUGAAGGAACACAACAACAAAAUUCAACAAAAGAAAUUAUUCCUGAAAAUAAUAAUAUUGGAUUUAACAUUAGUCCUAAACAUAGAAAUGGUGGAGCUUUUUUACCAUUCUCAAAAGAAAGAAAUAAUAACUCUUCUUCUUGUGUUCCUGAACUUGCACUUGGUUCACCUCAGAAAGAGAUUGUUGUUGAUGAUAAGAAACAUCAUGUUGGAGAAGGAGAGAAGAGAGAAAACAAUGAAGAAAAAGAGAGUCCAAUAGGAUCAUCAAAUGGACAGACAACAAACAACAAUAGUACAAAUCAAACUCAUAGGAAAGCAAGAAGAUGUUGGUCACCUGAUUUGCAUAGAAGAUUUGUUAAUGCUCUUCAAAUGCUUGGUGGAUCUCAAGUGGCAACACCAAAACAGAUAAGGGAGUUGAUGAAGGUUGAUGGUUUGACCAAUGAUGAAGUUAAAAGCCAUCUGCAGAAAUAUAGGCUACACACAAGAAGACCAAGUCCAAGUUCCCAAACAGGUGCACCAGCAGCACAGUUAGUUGUUUUAGGAGGUAUAUGGGUCCCACCAGAAUAUGCAACUGCAUCACAUACAGGAGUAGGAACCCCUACUCUUUAUGGUGCACAUCCUACUUCUCAUCAUCUUACUUUGCCACACUAUUGUACUGCUCCUGGACAGGAGCAGUAUUAUACUACUGCGCCGCCGCAGCAUCAGCAGCUACUUCCGCCGCCUCACCAUAUGCAUCAUGUUUACAAGACUACGCCGCAUGGCCAGGGUUCACCGGAGACAGGUGGAGAUGGGUUGGAGAGUAUUGAGAACGGGAAGUCGGAGAGUAGUAGCUGGAAAGAUGGGAGUUCUGAGGAGAAUGAAGGGGAGAGGAAAGGGUUUGUUGAAGAGAGUAAUGGGAGUGAUAUCACUCUCAAAUUUUAAUUAGGUAUGAAUUUUUUCGAGUUCAGAGACGGAAUGACAAACAUCACCUGAAAAUUCACGUACAAGAAGAUUUCAAAUUUGAUCUCGAGUAAUUACAAAAAAUGUUUAGCCUAAUAAUCUUGACUAUGUUAGUCGGAAUAGGCUGUGACAAUUAGGUGUUAUUAUUAUGAAUAUUUAUUUUAAUUUUAAGAAAUUAGAAUGAGGGUUUUGUUUUCUAA
This is a messenger RNA of Trifolium pratense (red clover), 1758 nucleotides long. RefSeq names its product myb family transcription factor EFM. The record is from RefSeq and is a predicted model, not a curated record. Gene Ontology annotation, biological process: regulation of DNA-templated transcription. NCBI's taxonomy places the organism in Eukaryota, Viridiplantae, Streptophyta, Magnoliopsida, Fabales, Fabaceae. The coding region runs from base 239 to 1540 and encodes 433 amino acids. Gene Ontology annotation, molecular function: DNA-binding transcription factor activity; DNA binding. The transcript is spliced from 4 exons.